Molecule: messenger RNA, 2277 nt
Organism: Brassica oleracea var. oleracea
Lineage: Eukaryota; Viridiplantae; Streptophyta; Magnoliopsida; Brassicales; Brassicaceae
Exons: 13
Coding region: 531-2147 (538 amino acids)
Biological process (GO): retrograde transport, endosome to Golgi
Cellular component (GO): Golgi membrane; Ric1-Rgp1 guanyl-nucleotide exchange factor complex
Source: RefSeq, a predicted model, not a curated record
GCAAAUGGGGUAAAUUAACAAGAAAACAAAAUAAAUCUAAAAAAUCACAGAUCAGGAGCUGAGAUUGAUCAUCCCGGUUCACCGUAGAAAUCUCUUUCCUCCACAUUUUCUCGAUCCUAGCGACGGGGGAUUCUCUCGCCGGCGAUGUCGUCGUCCUGCUGCUACCUCUGUUUCCUUGCUCUCACGAACACAAGGUAAAAAGAAAGAAGGAAGCUCAGUCCCUGUGAAUCUGACUGUGAACAAGACAUCGCCUUCGUUCGAAACGAUGCCUCACAAAUUGGCUCUAUGAUCUGCGCGAUCCGCGCCGUCUUCUCUCCGGAUCUGAGUUUCGGUUGAGUGCCAUUGUGUAGCCUACUUGAAUUGAGUAUUCUUGUUGCUCUAACUCCAUCCAAGUCACGUGAUCAUUCCAAUCAUCACGUGGUUUAUGCGUAAUCAAAUUGUAUUCAGGGACUUGAUCAAGUCCGCUUCUAUGCUUUUGCUUGGUGGUGGUGCCUCAGGCUGAAUAGUUUAGGAACACAGCUAUUGGAACGAUGUUAUCAUCAAGGUUUUCGUUUUUGGGGAUGAGCAGUUUUAACGAAAUUAGUGAAUCUUCGGGUGUUUCUGGAAGCAAGGUUAAACCAACUCUCAGUUUGCAAACGGAUAAAGAUGUGUACAGGCCUGGAGAUUCCUUAUUUGUAACUAUCGAGGUUGGUUAUUCCCCUGGAAUGGAUCAUGAGAACGGGGCUAAUCCCUCGGUUUUGGUGGAAAAGCUUAGUUUUGAGGUAAAAGGAGUUGAGAAACUGGAAAGUCAGUGGUUUUCUACGCAAAAGUUAUCACCAAGAAGCAAAGGACGAAAAGGUGAACACAUCUUUCUGGACAGUUCAACACCAUCCUUGAUUUCUAAUCAACUCUUAUCCCCUGGGGCUAAGAUGACAUUAAUGGUUCGAGCUACACUCCCACCGAUUAUACCACCUUCCUAUAAGGGUGCUACUUUACGUUACCAUUACUACAUAAAGAGCACAUUAAGCGGAAGAUUGAUGGCGUUAGAAAACAGUCAAUUUUACAAAGAGUCUACAAAAGAGUUCAUCGAAGUGAACACUCGAGUCCCAAUCCAAGUAUGGGCAGAUCCGAAAAAUAACGGGUUGCUUUUAGAGGAUAGUCAAACCGAUGAGAUUGUUCCAACCAGUACCAUUCAGACAGAAAUAUACUGGAAAGGGAUGGAUGGAGACUCUGAAUGGAUAAGAGCAAAUGACGCAUAUGAUAAUGGUGAGGAUGGAUAUGACAGUUCACGCGAUGAGAUCUCCUCUGUUUCUUCCUAUCCCAACAAAGGAAAUUUAAACAGAACUUUUGGCAGUUCAUCGUCCUUGAAUUCUGGACCGCGCUUAUCAAUGAAAGCCACGUCAUAUAUUGAAGAAGGUGUUGGAUCAUCUCCUAAAGAGAUAGUUUCUCAGUUGUCAGCUGCUGUGGUGUCUUAUGACCCUGGACCUGUAGAUGGCUUUUAUCCUGGUAAAUCAUCAGAUUCCGUGAUUUGGAGCCAACAGCUCAACCAGACAAAUGGCUCAGGAGCAUCUAACUCCCCUGAAGCUGGAGCUGGAGAACCAAUUCCAUCAGAAAGAUUUACACGAGGAAGAUCGUACAACAUCAGAAUGGAUGAUCAAGUCCUUCUUAGAUUUUCCCCGAAGAAUACCGACUCUACGUAUUACUUCAGCGAUAACAUUGGUGGAACUCUUACUUUCUUCCAUGAAGAAGGAGCUAGAAGAUGUCUUGAGGUCUCGGUUACACUGGAAACUUCAGAAACAAUAAACAGAAGAUUUGUUCAUCCCUCCAGGAGAAAUUCUCCAACGCAUACCAAGGUCCUAAGCGAUCACCAUGAAGUGGUUGCAGACCUUAUUCAGACGAGCUUUCUGUUUUCGAUUCCCACGGAUGGUCCAAUGUCGUUUACAUCACCUCGUGUUUCUGUGCAAUGGAUUCUUCGUUUUGAGUUCCUAAUUACCCCAAAGGAUGUGGACUUGAGCAGGUAUGAACAUCCGUUGUUAAUACGGGAAAGAGAAAAAUGCGAAUGGGUUCUUCCGAUCACGGUACAUGCACCACCACCCCGAACGUCAUCAGCUGCUCAAAACCGAGGCGAUAAGCUCUUUGGUUUGGAGCCUUCUUGGGUUCGUAGCUAAACCACACAUGUUUUUUUUUUUGAAACAAACAACACAUGUUUUUCUUCAUUUUGCUAGUUUAUAUGCAAGAUAUAACGUUUUGCUAGUUUAUAUGCAAAAUGUUUUACUUAAACGCAAAUUGUUUUACUUA